This is a messenger RNA of Parnassius apollo (apollo), 1014 nucleotides long. The record is from the annotation of a GenBank genome assembly. Lineage: Eukaryota; Metazoa; Arthropoda; Insecta; Lepidoptera; Papilionidae.
AUGGAACUAGAAAUAGAGCAAUUUGAGGAGUACAUUGGAAGAGGCGAUUGUGGAAACACGCAGUACGCCUCUCGAAAAUCGACCGCGACUUCCCCGCAUAGCCCUAAGCAAGCGGAAUCGGGCUGUCGUGAGGGCUCUGAACCCAAUGCUGGUGACCUAUUUGGAAGCCAGCCGCGACCUUUGCGAGACGGACUCAAUUUUUUUGGCGCCGCGCUGGCAGUCUGCCGUAUCAUAGGCGCCAAGGUUUCCACGGCUGGACGCGCUACUGGCUAUAGUAGCGCUAUCCCAGCAUGGAGAAGAAGAAUCGAGAAACGUAUCGCAAAGACUAGAGCUCUCAUCGGCAGACUGAUAAGCUUCAGAUCAGGCAAUAACAGGCCAAGAAUUGUGCGCACCGUCAGGAUGGCGUUUGCUGGGACAAAUGUCAGUUUGUCCCAGCCGGAUAUAACGCAAAAACUGACGGAGCGCAUAGACGACCUGAAGCAGAGAAUCGCUGCUUGGGGAAAGCGAAUUGGGCGAUAUACCGAGAGGUCGACACGGUUCAACCAGAAUCGUCUCUUCCAGAGUAAUCAGAAGAGGCUCUACAAAUCAUUGGAGCGACUAGUGGUAAGUGGAACGGGCCCAGUACCGAAUCAGGCCGACACUGUAGCAUUCUGGCGCGGCCUGUGGUCAGAGCCCGUAAACCACAGCGAGAGCCCUUGGACGGAAGUUGUGGCGAGUCAGUGUGCGGGUAUUAUGCCGAUGGACCUCGUCAUCAUAACGCCGGAUGACGUAGCUGAGGCGGUCCGUAGGGCCACGAACUGGAAAAGUCCGGGGCUUGACGGGCUGCAUCACUACUGGCUGAAGGGGUUCAUGGUGUGUCACACUGUGCUCGCACGACAGUUUCAAGAGGCUCUCAACCAGAAGUCGCUCCCGAGCCUCUUCACUACUGGGAUCACUCAUUUGGUUCCUAAAGUACCACAGACCCGAGCAAAUACCGCCCCAUCACGUGUCUACCGACCAUAUACAAGACACUAA